Messenger RNA from Pterocles gutturalis (yellow-throated sandgrouse), 1722 nucleotides. RefSeq names its product probable G-protein coupled receptor 123. The transcript is spliced from 3 exons. Gene Ontology annotation, cellular component: postsynaptic density; plasma membrane; glutamatergic synapse. Bases 1 to 1722 code for a protein of 573 amino acids. The record is from RefSeq and is a predicted model, not a curated record. Gene Ontology annotation, molecular function: G protein-coupled receptor activity. NCBI's taxonomy places the organism in Eukaryota, Metazoa, Chordata, Aves, Pterocliformes, Pteroclidae. Gene Ontology annotation, biological process: cell surface receptor signaling pathway; G protein-coupled receptor signaling pathway.
AUGAAGAGACAGACUGCACCCUCAGCAAAGUUUGCUGAUGAUACAAAAUUGGGAGAAGUGGCUGUUACACCAGAAGGCUGUGCUGCCAUUCAGAGAGACCUGGCCAGACUGGGGAGUUGGGGGGAGAGGAACCUCAUGAAGUUCAACAAAGGCAAGUGCAGGGUCCUGCAUCUAGGGAGGUAUAACUCCAUGUACCAGUACAGGUUGUGGGUUGACCUUCUGGAAAGCAGCGCUGCAAAAGACCUGAGAGUCCUGGUGGAAAACAAGUUAACCAAGAGCCAGCAGUGUGCACUUGUGGCCAAGAAGGCCAGUGGUAUCUUGGGCUGCAUUAGGACGAGUGUUGCCAGCAGCUCAAGGGAGGCGAUCCUUCCACUUUACUCAGCUCUGUUAUUAUCUCUCAACAGAUUUUACCUGAUUAGUGGUGGAGUUCCUUUUAUUAUAUGUGGGAUUACAGCAGCAACCAAUAUCAAUAAUUACGGGAUUGAAGGCAAUGCACCAUAUUGCUGGAUGGCAUGGGAGCCUAGUCUUGGUGCUUUUUAUGGGCCAGUAGCAUUCAUUGUCCUAGUCACCUGUGUUUACUUUCUCUGCACGUAUGUGCAAUUGAAGCGUCAUCCUGAACGCAAGUAUGAGUUAAAGGAAAAGACAGAAGAUCCACAGAGAAUACCAAGUACUGAGGUGGGCCAUGGUCAUAUUGCAGACUCUGUGUCCAUUCCCCAGGCAACCUGCUCCAUGAUUUCUUCUUCCCUAUUGGAAAAUGAGCAUUCGUUUAAGGCUCAGCUUCGAGCCGCAGCAUUCACUUUGUUCCUGUUUACUGCCACCUGGACCUUUGGAGCACUUGCAGUAUCUCAAGGUCAUUUCUUGGAUAUGAUAUUUAGCUGUCUUUAUGGAGCCUUCUGUGUGACCUUGGGGCUUUUCAUCCUGAUCCAUCACUGUGCAAAGCGAGAUGAUGUGUGGCACUGCUGGUGGUCCUGUUGCCCAUCUAGAAGAAACACCUAUUCUGUCCAAGUUAAUGUGCGCCCAAAGGUUAAUGUCAAUGGUGAUGCUCAGGUUCAUGCACCUUGUCUUCAGGAAUCACCAUGUCCCAACAAACAAGCUGUGUUUAAUCAUCCAGCAGCUAGCCACUGCAAACUUACUAAUCUGCAAGCAGUUCAAAAUCAUGUUAACUGCCUUUCACCUGUGACACCAUGUUGUGCAAAAAUGCACUGUGAUCAGCUACUUGAUGAUGAAGCUCACAUUCACGUCCACAACGAAGGAACAUUCAGACCCAACAUGCACAUUCAUAGAUGUCUGAAAAGCAGAACUAAGCCACGUUAUUUCAGUCGGCAUAGGUCUGCGGGUGAAAGAGAAUACGCCUAUCACAUUCCUUCAAGUAUCGAUGGCAGCAUCCACAGCUCACAUACAGACAGUCCCCACAGUACACAUGACAGCCAGUCAGGUCACAGACGGGCCUGCUGCUCAAAAAGCGAUCCAUAUCCUACUGUCAACCAGCCUGAAAGUAGCGACGCAAGUACUGUAAUAUAUAGUUGUGCUAAAAUGCCAGAAAGUGACACUGUGCACCAUCCAGCUCAUUUUGAAAUGCACCCACGGACACAGUCAUUGCCAUUUAAUACGACAAAUCACAAUGGAAUUCUCAAGGGAAACGUGCAUGAAGCCAUGAUAUACAGCUCAGAUAGUACAGGAAAUAUCAAAACUGGCCCUUGGAAAAAUGAAACUACUGUGUAG